Messenger RNA from Drepanopeziza brunnea f. sp. 'multigermtubi' MB_m1, 2082 nucleotides. RefSeq lists its product as uncharacterized. Gene Ontology annotation, cellular component: membrane. Gene Ontology annotation, biological process: arachidonate metabolic process. The record is from RefSeq and is a predicted model, not a curated record. Lineage: Eukaryota; Fungi; Ascomycota; Leotiomycetes; Helotiales; Drepanopezizaceae.
AUGAAGCGAAGCUCGGUACGUCUUAUGGGCAUUGUUAACGAGAGAGAGAAGGGGCUCAGCCUCAGACGCACCGCGGUCACGACGGCGCGCCUGAAUUUUCUGUCGGGGCGGAGCCCGUCGUGGAGAAGAAGGAGCCUCCUCUCAGCCAUCGCGGAAGACGGCUGCACCCCUCAACCCCAACCUCAACCUCAACCUCAACCUCAAUCCCAACCACCAACCUCAACCACCAUGGAGAACAUGCGCGGCGUGCGACGGAAGGAUACCACCAAGGGUCCUCCCCUCCGUAUUCUGUCUCUGGACGGAGGUGGCGUGCGAGGUUACUCGAUGCUCAUUAUCAUUCAAGAGCUCAUGCAUAGAACAUUCGUCGAGAUGGAAGGCCGAGCGCCCAGAAGGCAUGAGAUCCCGAAGCCGGCAGAUCAUUUCGACCUCAUCAUCGGAACCGGAACCGGAGGCCUGAUCGCCAUCAUGCUGGGAAGGUUGCGCUUGGAUCUGGAGACGUGCAAGGAGGUCUAUGUGCGCAUGACCAGGAAAGUCUUUGAGACGGACAAGACCAUCGCCGGAAUACCGUACCGGUCGACGCUGUUCAAGGCUUCGAAGCUGGAGGAGGCUAUCCGGGAGUGCGUGAGGGAACACACCAUACUGACGCGGGAAGGUAACGACGGACAGGAGCCGGAGGGUCUGGCAGGCCUGAACAGCCCUGUCAGCCCUUUAAACAGCAGAGGUGGGCCGCGGCGCCAUGGUAGCAAUGCGAGCGUGGCAAGCUUCAGUGCCAGAAGUCCGUCUAGCUGGCAAAAUAAGACGCCGGUGGAUUGGAGAUAUGGAAACGCGGAUGCCGUAUUAUACGACAACAGGGAGAAUAGGACGAAGACAUGUGUGACGGCAAUAUAUCAAGGUACCCCGAAGGGUGGCCUACCAGCACUUUUACGAUCUUAUGAUUCACGAAAGGAACCCCCUCCCGAAUUCGAUUGCACUAUUUGGCAAGCUGGAAGAGCUACUUCAGCAACCGGACUAGCAUUCAAACCUAUUCAGAUAGGGCAGUCGGUUUUCAUCGACGAGGGCGCAGGACAAUAUAAUCCUGCACCAUUUGCGCUGGAUGAAGCUUGCGUAAAUGAGUGGCCCGGCCGCGACGUCGGUGUGUUUAUAAGCAUCGGGACAGGCAAAAGACCUACGGGUCCUGGAAGCGACCAAAACUCGCAUCUCUGGUAUGAAGGAUUUAUGAGUGACUUUGCAGAGGCCAGACGGCGACUUAUUUCGAAAAUCGAAGGCUGCGAGCAGACACACCAAUACAUGCUGAAAGGAGGUCUUAGCAAACGUGGAGUGAAUAUCGAGAAUUACUACCGCUUCAAUGUCGAGAUCGGCGUCGGGGAGUUCGGAAUGAAUGAAUGGAAUCGUCUCGCAGAUAUUAGUACUGGAACGCGCCGGUAUCUCGGGAAGGCUCAGGUGCAGCACAUGAAUAUCGCAGCGGCAGCGAAGCUCGCUAAGGUGCUUCGCGCGAAGGCCCGCUUCGAAAGCGAAAAGAAAGGAGGAAGCACGAUCGGUAGCUAUAUGGAUUUGCCGCUUCCCGACGUACCCGAAGCCUACGCAGGAGCCGUCGAACUUGCAGCCGAGGUCCCCAUCCUCCCAUCGAGGUCCCCUCCUCCACGCCCCUCCUACGAGUCAGGGAACCACGAUACUCUUGAAGUCCCCGGUCAGGGCCAGGUUCAACAGAGCUUCUCGCGACGCGCGUCCAACGAGUACAAAGCCCGCCACUCACCACACAAUUCCAACUCCAGUAUCACAGACCCCAGCGUCGAUCAUCCCGAUCGCCUAAUCUUUCAUUCUCCCACCCCGAGCCAGUACCAUACUGGGGGCGGCGGAGAUCUGAUCUCUAUCACAAGUUUCGAUGAGGAGCCUCACCCCCCACCAAAGACACAGCCGGUGAGGGUUGAACCACCGCCACUGCCUCCCAAGACGCCAAUACAAGAUCUAGGUAGUGACGGCCAAGUUAUGGGCAAGUCCAGACCGGCGCUGCCUUACCCGAUUCACGACAGACCGCCGCCGGUUGUUAAUAUGUUGAGGAAGCCGGAAUACACGGGACGAUGA